AAAUUUUAUGGAACUAACAGUUAUCUUCACAUUGAAGUCUUCUAAAGUUCCAAAAUCAUUCAAAAUGUUCAAAAUUGCUGUUGUUAUCCUUGCCGUUAUUGCCAGUGCUGUUGCCAAGCCUGGUUUGAUUGGUGCUCCUUUGGCCUAUACAGCCCCUGCUGCUGUAGUUGCUGCUGCUCCAGCUCCUUUUGUCACAGCCACCAGUAGUCAAGUGAUUGCCCGCAAUUACAAUGGCAUUGCCACUGCUCCUGUAGUUGCCCCCGUUGCUGCACCCGUUCUAGCAAAAACCAUUCCCGCUCCAGUUGCUACUGCUUUCACAGCUCCUGUUGCUGCUGCCUACACUGCUCCUUUGGCCUACAAUGCACCAUUAGCAUACUCUGCUCCCUUGGCCUAUGCUGCAGCCCAUGCUCAUCCAUUCUUAUUGUAGACCAUCUUAUUAUCAAGUAAUCGGAU
Stomoxys calcitrans (stable fly) is the source of this 453-nucleotide messenger RNA. RefSeq names its product larval cuticle protein F1-like. Lineage: Eukaryota; Metazoa; Arthropoda; Insecta; Diptera; Muscidae. The record is from RefSeq and is a predicted model, not a curated record. The transcript is spliced from 2 exons. The coding region runs from base 8 to 427 and encodes 139 amino acids.